UAUAAUAAAAAAAAGUAAAAACUACAAAUAUGUAAUACAUGCUCUCUGCAUAUUCAUCUGCGCACCCGUGCACUUUGUAUACACUUUGUAUGUAUGUGUCACUAGAAGGACAAGUAAAUUUCAUGAAAAACUUAGAAGUUUUAUUGAAAGGAUCGAUUAAUUAUGUGUUUCCUAAAGAUCCUGGUAUAGUGAGAGUGAGGAAGCCAGAAGAUAUCAAAACAGGGAACAAUAUAACCACAAUAUUAGAUUUUAUCGGUUUAGUAGAACAAUAUGGUUACUCCGCCGAAGAGCAUUAUGUCACAACGGAAGAUGGUUAUAACUUAGUAAUACACAGGAUAUCAGGCAGUCCUUUAUUUAAGGGUCAACAGAGAAAAAAAGUUGUAUUCUUCCAACAUGGGACGAUGAUCUCAUCUGAUUUCUGGGUGUUGUUUGGUCCUGAUAGAGACCUUGCAUUCUUAUUAGUUGAUCAAGGAUAUGAUGUAUGGCUUGGAAAUAUCAGGGGAAAUUCUUAUAGUAGAUCACAUAUCAAAAUGUCUCCACGAGAUAAGGACUUUUGGCAAUUUAGCUAUCAUGAGAUGGGAACGAAAGACCUACCAGCUAUGAUCGAUUAUGUACUUAAUUACACAAAACAAAAAAGCCUACGCUACAUUGGUUAUUCGAUGGGAACUACUAUGUUCUUCGUUUUACUAUCCAUGAGGCCCGAAUACAAUGCAAAAAUAGAAUUGGGAAUCUGCCUUGCUCCAGUCGCUAUUUGGAAAGAAAUAGCUCCUCUAUACCAAUUUCUUCAAAGUCAAAAACAAAUUAUUAGGGUA
Messenger RNA from Wasmannia auropunctata (little fire ant), 812 nucleotides. RefSeq names its product lipase 1-like. Lineage: Eukaryota; Metazoa; Arthropoda; Insecta; Hymenoptera; Formicidae. Gene Ontology annotation, biological process: lipid metabolic process. The record is from RefSeq and is a predicted model, not a curated record. The annotation marks the transcript as partial. The transcript has 5 exons.